AUGGCUAGGGAUUAUCCUCAUAAGAAGGAUCAAAUGCAAGGGAAGAGUACUUAUCAGUUUUAUACCUUGGAUGCAAAGAAGGCUACGGGUAACAAUGAAUUGAUUGUUGGUACGUGUCACUUAAAUGAUCAACCUUAUUUUGUAUUAUUUGAUUGUGGAGCAACACACUCUUUUGUAUCGAUACAAUGUAUGGAGUGUCUUGGUUUUAAAGUGAGUCCUUUAUCUCCUCCUAUGGUGGUAAAUACCGCCAUGGAUGAUGUUGUAGAAACACCAUUGAUUUGUAAGAAUUAUUCGUUGUCAAUGAAUGAUAGAGUUUUUCAUAUUGAUCUCAUAUGUUUACCCCUUAAAAAAGUUGAUGUAGUUUUGGGAAUGGAUUGGAUUCUUGUCAAUUCGGUGUUUAGUUGGUGUGAAGAAAAGAUAAUCAUCAUUCCAUCUAAUUAA
Lathyrus oleraceus (garden pea) is the source of this 441-nucleotide messenger RNA. RefSeq lists its product as uncharacterized. Lineage: Eukaryota; Viridiplantae; Streptophyta; Magnoliopsida; Fabales; Fabaceae. The transcript has a single exon. Bases 1 to 441 code for a protein of 146 amino acids. The record is from RefSeq and is a predicted model, not a curated record.